AUGGAGCUAAGACCGGAGGUUAAAGCGCAGACAGAGGCUCUGCAUCAGAGAAUUCUGGACAACAGUUUUGUGAUCGUCAGAUGCAAAGAUCUUGUGUGGAGGAGACAAGACUCCGAGAGGUUUUACGCUGAACAUUCAGGGCGAUUCUUCUACCAAAGACUUGUUGAAUUCAUGUCAAGCGGCCCGAUGCGGGCGUACAUUUUAGCCAGAGAGGACGCCAUACGUCACUGGAGAGAACUGAUGGGACCAACCAAAGUGUUCAGAGCCAGAUACACCUCGCCUGCUUCUAUUAGGGGCCAGUUUGGACUCACAGACACACGAAACACAACUCAUGGCUCAGAUUCUGUCCAGUCGGCACAAAGAGAAAUCCAGUUCUUCUUCCCAGACUUCUGCAUGGAGGAGUGGAUGGAGAAGGAGGAGCCUUCGUUCAGAUCGGGACAAAUACAUUACGACCAUCAAAAACAGAUCCACACACUUUCAACGCAAAUUUGACCCCAGAACUGCUGCUACAGUUACCGAUCCCCCGAGGACCGCUUAGAAACUCUGCAAUUGUUCAGCGAUCGCUUUUACAGAAAUGCAAGCUGCCAAAGAUGCUACAUCCUACAUGCUAUUUAUAAUGUAAACUGUGUGAUGAUCCAAUCAAGUGCAUGUUUUAUAUUUGUCCCUGCAGUUCCACAAAGUGCCAAAAUGCUUAUUAUUCCAUGUUUUUGUCCCUUGAACUUGGGUUAACAGCGCAUGAAGUUAUUUAAGAGGACCAUAACUGUUUUUAUUCAGUUUAUUGUCAUUAGAAAACGUGAACAGCUAGAUAAGAAAAAUGUAACACGAUGUUGUACAAAACGACACAAAACGCAGAGAGACAAUGUUUUACAUUGCCAUCACAAACUCCCGUCCAGACUUCACUUUUAGUGCAAUCGUCACAAUCAGUUUCACUUUCCUGAGCCAUACUGAUUUGAACACAGCAGCUACAACUACAUGUGUGUCAGUGUCAAAUAACAAAACUAUAUCUAGUUUGCAAAUAUUUAAUGUUGUGAAAUAAUACCGUAACUUUCUACACAUAUUUAUCCGUAUUUAAAAAUAUGGGUAAGAAGGCUUUUAGAUUCUAGGUCACUUAAAAAUUCAAACCGUGCCAAAUAUUGAUUUCACUGUCUGCUGUGAUAUACUGUGAACUCGUUUUUUUUUUGGUCUGAUACUAUAUGCACUGUAAAAUGUCAUGUUUUGUAUUUAUCUGACCAACCUUU
Plectropomus leopardus (leopard coralgrouper) is the source of this 1238-nucleotide messenger RNA. The record is from RefSeq and is a predicted model, not a curated record. Lineage: Eukaryota; Metazoa; Chordata; Actinopteri; Perciformes; Serranidae.